Arachis duranensis is the source of this 663-nucleotide messenger RNA. Its product is annotated as signal peptidase complex-like protein DTM1. The coding region runs from base 156 to 482 and encodes 108 amino acids. Lineage: Eukaryota; Viridiplantae; Streptophyta; Magnoliopsida; Fabales; Fabaceae. The record is from RefSeq and is a predicted model, not a curated record. Gene Ontology annotation, biological process: anther wall tapetum development. The transcript has 2 exons. Gene Ontology annotation, cellular component: signal peptidase complex; endoplasmic reticulum membrane.
AACUUUGUGGCGUUACUCUCACUCAACAACAAUCUUCUCUUCAUAAGUGAUAGUAUUAGAUGUCGGUAUGGCCCUUCUCUCUUUCACCGUGAUUUACUCUUUUUUAGCAUCCAUAUCAUCAACUUUUCUUUCUUUAAACUACUAACCCUGUGUCAAUGGCCAACGACGGCCCUCUCAAAACUUCGCUCCUCUUCCUUGCCACCCUGAUGUUGAUAGUUGUUCUCUCUACUCAUUCCUUCAACAAGAUGUUAGUUACCUAUAUUGUGGGAAUUUUGGGUAUUGCGGGGUUGCUCUUACCUGAUUGGGAUUAUUUCAACCGCGAUUUUUCUCGUUGGCCUUAUCCUGUGACUUCUGAAGAAAGAACUUCUCUUGCCCAACUAUCUGGAUUUCAGAGAUUUGCAUAUUCUCCUAUGAGGGUGAUUGCUUACAGCCUAGUUUAUGGAUAUGCUAUGUAUAAAUGGUGGGAGUACAUAUCCAACUGACAAUAGAUGAUUUGAAGUUGUGCCAUUUCAUCUCAAUUUUAGUCCAAUUUUUUUUUAUUUAAUUUGUUUACAAUUUUACACUUUUGAAAAUGUGUCUAUUUUUUUUGUAAGAAGCUGAAAUUUUAAGGAGUUUUUGAUCUUAUAAUUAUUGAGAUUGAAUACCAGAAAUUCCAAUGAUGUU